AUGGUAGGAGUUUUCCGGCGCUCCCUUUCAUUCCCAAACAAAAAUCCGAACCGUCCAUCAGCUCCGAAACCGCACAUAUCUCACCACAUCAGGUCCAUCAGUCUUCCGUGCAGAUCUCACCCUCUGAUCUCAGAGAUCAAGGACGAGAUCAACGGCCUCAGAGCCUGGGCCUCCACCUCAAAAUCCAAUCCACAAACACACACAACAAUUUCCCACGGUUUAACCCUUCUCAAAGAUACACACGAAACCCUUCAACACAUUCUCCAACUCCCCCAGACUCUAGAAACCCUCAGAAGCCACCCUCUCUGGGUCGAGAAGCUUCUAGAAGACUUCCUCCGUUUCGUCGACGCCUUCGGAAUGUUCCAAACAGCCAUUAUGUCUCUCAAGGAAGAACACUCCUCCGCUCAGAUGGUCAUAAGAAAACGCGACGAGUCCAAGGUUGUCGCCUACGUAAAAGCUAAGAAGAAAAUUUCCAAGGAAAUGGAAAAGCUCGUGUCUGUCCUCCGAUGUGUUCACGUCACACAACAUCAGCAACAUUCCAUGCUGCAGGUUCCAUCUUUCAUUGUGGAUGCUGAACUGAGACACGUCAUCGCGGAUGUCAUGAGCGUCACGGUGUCCGUUUCCGUUGCGCUGUUCAACGGGAUUGGGGUGUCGUUUUCGUCACGAAGGAUAACGUGGACGCAGAUGGUGAAGUUGUCCAGAAAUUACGGUGGGAGGGUGAAUAAUAAUAAGGAGCAUGAAGGCAUUGAAGAGCUUCGAAAUGGGGUGGAAUUAGUGGAAAGGCUUCAUCAGAAUCUGAAGAAGAAGGGUGAUGAAGAAGUCAGGUUGGUUUUGAAGAAGAUGCGGGAUUUGGAGGAAUGUGUUUGUGGCAUUGAAAGUGUUACCGAGAAAGUUUUCAGGGCUUUGAUAAACUCUCGGGUGGCGCUACUCAAUAUUCUUACCCUUACACGGUAG
Messenger RNA from Glycine soja, 954 nucleotides. RefSeq lists its product as uncharacterized. Bases 1 to 954 code for a protein of 317 amino acids. The record is from RefSeq and is a predicted model, not a curated record. The transcript has a single exon. Gene Ontology annotation, biological process: root development; shoot system development. Lineage: Eukaryota; Viridiplantae; Streptophyta; Magnoliopsida; Fabales; Fabaceae.